Messenger RNA from Uncinocarpus reesii 1704, 3909 nucleotides. RefSeq lists its product as uncharacterized. The transcript is spliced from 5 exons. Bases 1 to 3909 code for a protein of 1302 amino acids. The record is from RefSeq and is a predicted model, not a curated record. NCBI's taxonomy places the organism in Eukaryota, Fungi, Ascomycota, Eurotiomycetes, Onygenales, Onygenaceae.
AUGACUGAAGCUUCAAAGCAAUCGGUUAGAGUUGCAACCCAGCGUCCAACCUCCACUCCUGCCAUCUUCCUCCUUGCCUCCUUCACUGUCCCCGCAUGGGAGCCAAUCGAGCUCGAGGCGAAACCCGUCCCAUCCACAGAAGGGGCUGCCAGUGCUCCAUCAGAAGCAUAUGAAUUUUCCAAGACUUUCGAGCUAGCGGAGGGUAAAUACGAAUAUCGGUUCCGGGUCGGCACAGACGAUAUUUCGUUCUGUAAUACAGAGAUGCCCACAAGCACUGAUAAAGAUGGCAAUGUGAACAAUAUAUUGCUGGUUGAAAAGCCAUCACACGCAGAGAAAGAAGCCCCAGAAGCUGAGGAUUCUAAGCCGGAAGAUGCGACGGGAAUAUCUCAUGAGACAACGGAGGAAACUUCUGACAAGGGUAGCGGUACAAAUGACGAACCUGUUGUCCAAGAGGAGGAACCCGAACCCAAGGCAGAUAUCGCCGACGCUACAUCCCAAACGGCUGAAGGAGCACCGGCGAAAGCUGAAGAUGCCGACAAAGAUCUUAAAACCUCAAACGAAGAGCUAGAACCAGCCGUUGAGCACCCUGCUGACCCAAGCGUACCUGCACCCAAAGGUAAACCUUGCACCAUCAACUCAUCUGACUUGAAACUUACGAACCUCGCAGAAGCACCCCAGCAAACGGAACUUGAUUCGCCCGAGCUUACCGUCGAAGAUGACGCAGCCAAGCCGGAAAAUGCAGAAUCAAAUCCUCCUCCCGAAGAGUUAACUCCUGCUGCGCCAGACGUUGAGCCACCGGAGCUUAAACCCGAGCCCACACCAGAAACACCGGAAGCGCCAGUGGCUUCUGAGGAAACGGAGCCAACUCUCCCGAAUGCUGAAGUUGAGGCCAUACCAGAACAGUCCAGACUUGACCAAACCUCCACCAUCUCGGAAGCAGUAACUGAUGCUCCAGCGGAGGCGCCUGAACAAUUAGAGGUGCCAGAGAAACCUGUACAGGAGACAGAAUCCGAGGCAUCUGAGCUGUCUGAACCUUCCGAACAGACGGAGAAACCAGCGGAGCCAGAGAAUAUUCCCGAAGAGGUCACAGUGCCAGUUGAACCUAUUCCAGAAACUCCAUCAGAGCCUGCAGGGCUUGUAGGAAAUACAGAGGCGAAAUCCGGAACUUUGUCAAAUGGGACAAGCGCAUUGAAUCCAGCGGCCGCUGAAUUCAAACCGGGAAUGCCCAUAGAAGUGCCAACCCCGAAACCAGCCGAAGGCGAUGAGCAACCAACUGCUUUGGAUGACACUGUAGCCUCCGAUGAGGCAACUGAACCCGAUCCAUUGGAUGACGGAAAUGGUAAAAAGGAGGCACUUGGGCCGUCUCCCGAAAGCGAGGAUGUUAAUGAGACCACAAAGGACGACAUUACCACGACCCGGGAAGCGGAGCAAACCCCUCUGGAUGCAGCCAUCGUUGAACAGGCGGAAGACCCCGCCUCAGAGCCUACUUCUGACGCACCAAAGGCCAGUGAAAGCAAUGCUGAUGCCGAAGUGACUGACCAAGCUAUGGAACACCAAGACGAGAGCGUCCCGGAAAAGCAAGAUUUGGCUCAAGUAGUGGAGGAUACCCAGGCUCCACCAACCGAACAACCUGCGGGAGUCGCAGAGAUUGAACCGGCCAAUCAUCAAGUUACCGAAAUGACGGGAGAAGAUAGUAGUCAAAGCCAGAAGGAUGAUAUUCCUCCAAAAGAGCCAGUGUGCCCCGACGAGGAGCCCUCCGACGACGCCAUUGCCUCAACCGCAGGAACAACUCCCCUGGAAACAGGCCCUGAACCCGUCGAAACCGAUAAAACCCCAAUGGGAGUUGCUGCAACAGCUGAACCUCUUCCAGAAGAAAGUGUCGUAGCUGAGGCCAUGUCCAAAGACGUGGCCGUUGAAGAGGUUGGGAAAGAAGAAGCCAAACAGGUCGAGGAGCAACAACAAACAGAUGAAACCAACGCCAAGGAUGACAUCACCACUGAUCUGACAGCCGAGGUCGUGUCGGAAUCGGCCGAACAAUCUCCCGUCACUAAGCUGGAUCAGGAAACUAUGACUUCUGGUGAAGUCGACAACGCCGACCUGCCGAACGAGGAUGAUGUGACUCAUGCAAACGGAUCGGUAGAGACAGCUGAAGAAAACCUUGAUAUUUUGUCGUCCCCGCCAAGCCAGCAACCCGUGGAGAUUCCCGCUGAGCCAGCCGAACCACAGAAAGAUGUCGCUGAGGAUGCGCCCGCUUCCCCUCUCGCAACUUGUGAAGAAGAUCUCAGCCAGCUGCCGGGGAUUGCUCAAAGCUCCGGGCCCAGUGACACUACUGUUGUUGAUUCAGACAAGGAGGCUCCUUCCGAAGUCCCAGCAGUAGCUGAGCCCGCUGCUGAAGGACAGACACAGGAAGAGCCAGAGGCUAAUAUUAUUGUGAAUGGUGAAAAUGAGGCCGUAGAAGCCGACCAGAGGCCGAAUUCAGAGCUCGACAGCCAAGCUGUGCCAGAAGUUCCAGUUGUUGAGGUUGAUCCUACGGAAAACCCGGAAACUGCGACGCCUGCUAUUAACAAAGAGGACCUGGAAACAGGCGCCAAGGCCGAGGAUGCUACUGCGAGUGUCGAGGAUGCAGCGCCUAUUGAUGCAAAGACAAAGGGUGGUGCUCCAGUAGUUGAUGAUAAUACAACAUCUGAAACACCAAUCGACGUAGACACCGAACCUCCCAGUGAGAAUUCUGACGGCGCCAACGAUGUUGUCACUUCCGUGCCCAAGGUAGAUACCUCUUCCUUGAACGGCGAUAUUUCCAAGGAUGAACUCCCAGCAGCGCAGCUCAAUACCGAACCCGAUGCCACUUCCAAAUCUGCCGUUAUCGGUCAUGAGACGACACCACAGAAAGGUAUUGAAGUGAUUGAGGCAACGCUGCUAGACUCUAAGCCGACGGAAACGUUCGUCGACAACAAGUCUGACCCAUUACCCGACCACACUCACAGCUCAAUCCAAAAAUUACAAACUGAAGUUGUCGAGCCCUCCGCAAACAAGGAGCCGGAAGUUGAGCCCAUUGCACAAUUGGCGAAGUCUCAAGAAGACUCCAAAACCAUAGAGGACGUCGAGAAGGCAAAUGGCAACACUCUUGUCGCAUCAACAGAAUCUGUGGCCGAGGUUCCAGAGCUCAAGCCUCUCCCGUUGACCGCUGAACCCGCCUUGCAGGCUACUGAACUCAACGCGGCCAACACUGAAACCCCCGUGCAAAACAAGGUUGUCAGCGAAGCCCCUCUCCCUACCCAGCAGCCGCUCGAAUUGACGCCAGAAACUAAGUCCAACUCCGCAAUUGCGAACACUGAUCCCACCUUGCCUGUGAAGGAAAACGAGAUUGUUAAGGACAAAGUCGUAUCAAGUUCCGUCGUCAAAGGACCUGCGAGCGAUAAUUCCGCCCAAGUACCUGCCGUGCCAGUGGUUCUGCCCAACGCCCUUGACAAGCCAGAGGACGCCCUGAAAGCUGGGACCGACAACUCACAACAGCCUGCGUUCGUGGAAUCUGCUUCGACCCCAGCCGCCUCCAGAAGUACCGUCACCAACUCGACUGGGGAACCUUCAUCCCCACCCGCAGUCGUUUCCAAGAAAACCCAAAACGGUCCCCCAUCGACUUCCGAUUUGGACGUGAAGCAGGCACAGCCCACCGCCGAUGGCACUAUCUCCAACGCAGCCACAGAGCCCGUUUCGGCUGCCGAUGGAAGCAAGUCGGUUACCAAGAAUGCCAAUGAACCACAGCGCCCUCCAACAGCAAACCAAUCUGUCACGUCUCUCACCACACAUAAACGGGACAGCUUCUUCCGGGCAUUGUGGCGUGCUGUUUUCCAGAACUUUUUGGGAGGGCUGUUCAGCGCAUUCCGUCGCCGCGACAGACCGUCGCAAUGA